Aureococcus anophagefferens is the source of this 945-nucleotide messenger RNA. RefSeq lists its product as hypothetical. Bases 1 to 945 code for a protein of 314 amino acids. The record is from RefSeq and is a predicted model, not a curated record. The transcript has a single exon. Gene Ontology annotation, biological process: transsulfuration. Gene Ontology annotation, cellular component: mitochondrion. Gene Ontology annotation, molecular function: thiosulfate-cyanide sulfurtransferase activity. NCBI's taxonomy places the organism in Eukaryota, Pelagophyceae, Pelagomonadales, Pelagomonadaceae.
AUGCGGCGCGGCCUCAUCAGCGUCGCGUCCCUCGCGGAGCAGCUCGUCUCCCGAAAGGACGUGCGCGUGGUCGACGCGACCUGGUUCCUGCCGAACUCGCCCUUCGCCGCGCCGGCGCCCUACGCGAGCGGCCGCGAGGCCUUCGAGGCCGGCCCGCGCGUGCCCGGCGCGGCCUUCUGGGACCUCGACGAGCACAGCGACGCGACCACGGCGCCGGACACGCCGCACAACCUGCCCGACGCGGCCCAGUUCGCCGCGGCCGCGGCCGCGUGCGGCAUCGGCAGCGCGUCGCAACGCGUCGUCUGCUACGACCAGGUGGGCACGUUCUCGUCGCCGCGGCUCUGGCACACGCUGCGCGCCUACGGCUUCGCGGACGUCGCCGUGCUCGACGGGGGGCUCCCGGCCUGGGUCGAGGCCGGCGGCGCGCUCGAGGCCGGCGCGCCGACGGCAGCGCCCGCCGCCGGCGCCGCGCCCCCCCCCUACGCGCUCGUCGCCGGCGCCCAGUGGCGCCUCGGCGACGUGCGGACAUGGCUCAACGCGGACGCGGCGAAACGGCCCCAGUUCGUCGACGCGCGGCCCGCGGGCCGCUUCGAGGGCUCGGCGCCGGAGCCGCGGCCGGGCUGCCGGUCGGGCCACGCGCCGGGCGCUGUGAACGCGCCCUUCCUCGACUUCCUCGAGCCCAACCCGUCGCGCGCCGACGGCGGGCCCGGCGGGCCCUUCCGCGGGGCGACGCUCAAGGACGACCGCGGCGUCGCGGAGGCCUUCGCGGCGGCCGGCGUCGACCCGAAAUCGCCCUGCGCGCUCUCCUGCGGCUCGGGCCUCACGGCCGCCGUCGUCGCCCUCGCGCUCCACCGCCUCGAGGGCAACGACGCGCCCAUCUACGACGGCGCGUGGUGCGAGUACGAGGCCGACGGCGACCUGCCCGUCGUCGAGGGCGCGGCGUGA